UCUCCGAUCUCUCUUUCUUGACAAACUCCAAAGUCACACAUCCAUCUAUUCAUACACUUAUAGAACCAUAUAUCUUGGAUUGUCGAGAGAUACCCUUUCCUUCGGCCCACUUCUUUGUAUUGUCCUUGAUCAAGUUAUUGCAGGGACAGUACAGGACAGCAACCCUCAAAACGAGGCAAGAUGGCGAUUCUAGACAAAGAAAGUCGGUCCCGCGGCCUGCGAGUGCCUUCCUUUGCCAAAAAAGGCUUCAAGCAAAAGUCUUCUGAAUCUCUGCCUACGAAGGAAUCCGCGCCCGUCCUGCUACCUCCGGCAGCUCCUGCUGUGACCCCCCCACGAUCCGAAGUCACUCCGGCACCUCCGCCGUUCCGAUCGCAAGAGCCUGACGAACUCCCUUCUCCUCCCACUGUACAACCCUCUGCUGGCCCGAGGUCUUUGACUGACGGCCGCAGUCAGCGCCCGCCUUACAGCCCGCCGGAUGGCCCUCUUCCUGAACCUCCGGUGUUUCGGGCUUACCGGCCGCCUAUCCCGCCGCAACCAACCCCGCCGUCCAGCGAAGAAGACCUAGAACCGGAAUCUAAUCGCCCCAGUGCGGUAGAUUCACUGGACCAUUUCAUCCCUGAGCCCGAACCUGAAUCCGAGGCGCCUGUCGAUUCUCUCUCCAGUGAAGAUGAUAGGGGCCCGUGGACGCCUCCCGACUACGAGCCGGUGGCUGUGCCUCUGAAUAAACUCCAUUACGCUUGUUACCAAGACCACCGGUCAAUGCCUCCAGCUAACAAUGCCUGGUAUGCGCUGCCCUGCAUGACGUGCCAGAAGUUUGACCACGAAGUGCGACACCGGUGUGUUUUCUGCUGUCUGCGCAUAUGCGGAGGAUGCUAUCAGGCCUUGCAGAAAUGCCCUAACCGGUCGUUGGCGCAAUUGAUGAGGUCGCUCCCUUCUUCUCAAUGAUGAUUCCAAUGACGUUCGUAAUACUGCUUCUCUCACUGUAUACGGUCAGACAAGAGUAUGGUCGAACCAAAAGGCUGUUGCUUCUCUCGAACAUUCUCUUCCUGCUUUAUAUACCUCGAUUUUUUUUUCCCAUUCUCUGUUCAUUUAUACUUCCGCAUGAAACAAGAUUCCCCUCGAGUUGCGACUAUUUGUUGCGUG
Messenger RNA from Aspergillus aculeatinus CBS 121060, 1143 nucleotides. RefSeq lists its product as uncharacterized. NCBI's taxonomy places the organism in Eukaryota, Fungi, Ascomycota, Eurotiomycetes, Eurotiales, Aspergillaceae. The transcript has a single exon. The record is from RefSeq and is a predicted model, not a curated record. The coding region runs from base 181 to 945 and encodes 254 amino acids.